Messenger RNA from Nilaparvata lugens (brown planthopper), 3437 nucleotides. RefSeq names its product regulator of chromosome condensation (gene Rcc1). The coding region runs from base 175 to 1449 and encodes 424 amino acids. Gene Ontology annotation, cellular component: cytoplasm. Gene Ontology annotation, molecular function: guanyl-nucleotide exchange factor activity. The transcript is spliced from 7 exons. The record is from RefSeq and is a predicted model, not a curated record. NCBI's taxonomy places the organism in Eukaryota, Metazoa, Arthropoda, Insecta, Hemiptera, Delphacidae.
UUAUUUUUGAUGCAACGGCUGAUUGCUGAUUGGCUCGUUCGCUUUCGUUGGUUACGUGACGAACACAAGCACAAGCCACAAGGAGUUUCUCUUCUUUUGAGGUUAUGGUGUAUUCCGUUAAACCGGUUGGAAUAGAAUAUUAUUUUAUUGGAACCAUCUAUUUGUUUAUCAAUCAUGUCGAAGAAACGGUCAUUACCCGCGUCUAAUAAGAGAAAGAGUGUUGGGCCAACUCCAGCAAAGGUAUCCAAAACCAACAAUAUUUCAGCAGCUUUGUUUGAAGUUCGCAACUACACAAAGAAAGCGGGAGAUGUUUUGACAUUCGGACAGGGAGAUGUGGGCCAGCUUGGGCUCGGAGUGGACAUUUUGGAGCGGCUGCGCCCAGCUGUGGUGAAUGACGUGGGCAAGAUAGUGUCGGUGUGUGCUGGCGGCAUGCACACGCUAUGUCUCACCGACCAAGGCAAAGUGAUGUCGUUCGGAUGCAACGACGAAGGCGCUCUGGGUCGGGAGACGAGUGAAGAGGGCAGCGAGACAGAGGCGGGGGCGGUCGACCUGCCUGGCAAGGCGGUGCAGGUAACGGCCGGUGAUUCACACUCUGCCGCUCUACUUGACGAUGGCAGGGUCUUCGCUUGGGGAGCGUUCAGGGAUUCGCAUGGCUCGAUGGGUUUGACACUGAACGGUGCCGAAAAGUUUCCGGUUCAGAUGCCGUUAGACAGCAAGGUGGUGAAGAUCGCAUCAGGGGGAGAUCACCUGGUGAUGUUGACGGCCGACUCACUCGUGUACACGUGCGGCUGUGGCGAGCAGGGCCAACUGGGUCGCCUCUACGAACGAGCCGCUAGUAGAGAGAGUAGGCAAGGCAUGAAUCAGUUACUGUUACCGGCCUUAGUAACUAGUAGACAAUUGAAGAAGGUUGACGACAUUUGGACUGGAACUUAUUGUACAUUUUUUAAAGAAAAAUCUAGUGAUAAUAUCUAUGCGUGCGGUUUAAAUAACUAUUUCCAAUUAGGCCUAGGUAAGAAGUUGUCUCAGAUUCUUCGUCACUUCCAUCCAGUGAAAUCUGAACAGUUUUCAACGCAUACUUGGCUAACCAUAGCUGGAGGACAACAUCACACGCUGGCCUUGGACACGGAUAAUGUCACGUAUGUGAUCGGCAGACACGAGUAUGGCAGACUGGGGUUGGGCGAGACUGGCAAGGACAUUGAAGAGCUCACAGUAAUCCCCAGCUUGCAGGACAAGAAAUGCGUCGAAAUCGCUUGUGGCAGCAGCGUAUCGUUUGCUGUUACAGAUAAUGGUGAAAUUUACAGCUGGGGAAUGGGCACCAAUGGUCAACUGGGAAGCGGAGAAGAGGAAGACUUAUACGAACCGAAAAAAGUGGGUGGAAAGCAAUUGGAGGGCAAGCGAGUGGUACAGGUGUCUUCCGGUGGACAGCAUACCGUUAUUCUGACAAACUAGCUAUAAAAACCACUAGAAUUUACCACCUCAUUAUGUUUUAGUACAUUUAAUCAAUCAACGUAAAGUACCCUUAUUAAAAAACAGUUUUUGUGCCAUUGAAUUGAUUUUAUUUUUUGUUAUACUGUAACCUGAGAUGUAUUUUCGCAAGUAAAAAUUACAAGUAAAUGAGAAUUGCCAUGUCAAAAUUGAUAUAAUUUGGAAUCAUGUUCAAUGUGUAUGACUGAAUCACGUUCGAAUGGUGAAUUAAUUAUUUUUAUUAAAAUGUUUCUCUAUGUGGUGAUUAUUAAAAUCUCUAUGUGGAUUAUCCUUAUAAUCUCGUGAAGAUUAUAAACUCUUUUAUAAGCAUUUUAAUUAUCCUGUAUUUAAGUCUUAUUUUACAAAUCAUAAUAGCAAUUCUCAUCUCAGAAUUUGUGUUUUGGUAUUAUCUUCUUUGAAUUUAAACAUCUAAACAUCUUUUACGUAAAUAAUAAUAAUAAGGUAUUGUAUUAUUUAUUAGUCACAAUCAUGAUUUCUGUUGUUAAUAUUAAGUAUUUUUUCAGUAGUUUGUAAUGAGAAUAUUAAUGAUGCUCAAUAUUGAAAAUUAUAAUUCAACCUGCUUGAUUUACAAUUCAAUUCAAAUUUCUUUAAUGGCAUUUCAACUAUAAUAACUCUAUGAAAGAAACUAUUUUAUAAAAUGUAAGUGAAGUUUAAGGGCAUGAACUCAAAUGUAGUGACAAAAGAAGGAGGAGGCGACUCAAGAAUCUUACAGUGUCUAUUCUUUCGCAGUGUACGCACAAGCCAUCAAAUUAAAAUCGAACAUUUGACGUCUGAAUGGUGAUAUCAAAACUUACUUAUGACUUGAUUAACAGCGAAUUACUGAAGAAUAUUCAACUUGGAAAUACUUUAAUUUGUUUCAUUUGGACAUUCAUGAGAAACUGUAGCGAGUUUGAGGAAAUUGUAGUGAGCUGAGAUGUCAAAUAAUUUAUGAAGUACCUUGUUAUUAUAUGGUGAAACUGAGAAUUGAUUGCACAAAUUAAUAUUUUACCUUAUACCAUAGUAAGAUUUAUAGUUCACACUGAAUAAACAUCAUUGUUAGUCCAUAUUAUAUUAUGUUGAGAGUUCACUGGCAAUGAUCUUUGAAGAUGGUUGCCGCGAAUACUACAAAGUAAUUCUUUUUAAUCAGCAUUACUUGUAAAUAUUCUAUUAGAAAUGGCCUUUUUGAGAUGAGUGCAGUAUUUUUUAAUUUUGUCAUUUAUCUGAGAAGUUGCAUUUCAUCUAAUUCUUAUAAAAUUGCUUCUGAUUUUCACACUUCAAAUACAAAUUUAUCAUCAAGCUUAUGAUAAGUAGAUUAUAAUGUGAAUGUUUAUAAAGUUCGCCUUAGUGAUAAUUUUUCGAAUAAUAAAAAAUUAUCUUCAGUUCCUUCUAAGUAUCGUCUAAUCAAAUGUCACGUUUUUAUUCUUCACUAAUCAUUUCUUUGAAAGUAGGAAAUCAAUUGUUUCUGCAAACCUUCAUUGUCAUAUAAUUUUUAUUUUUUAGAAGUUGAGACAUAAAUAAGAUUCCUUGAUCAAUAGCAUUCUAAUUAUUAUUAAAUUUACUUUUAAGUCUAUUAUCAAACGGGUAUUUAUUAUUAAAUGCCGUAAAUUAUCAUUCUGUUUAAUAAUAUGCUUUAAUUUGUUACAACAUGAAAGCGAAUUUAUAGUUGUGUGUGUUUUGUAAGUAAAUUUAACAAUUUUUUGUUAGUUAACAAUAACUGUUUCUACAAUAUUCUGUUGUGUUCCCUAGUUUUGUCUACCGAGACUUAAUUUAUUAUUUGUACACGAGAUGGAUUUUAUCCAAUAACUUAGUGCCUAGUAUUUAUGUUUAGUUAUAAAGUGUUGGUUUGUGUUUUUAACAAUGUAAGUUGAAUUUUGGUUUUGUUCUGGAACAAAUUAAAAUAAAAUAAUUUUUUACAAUGUUUGUUGAACUGAAUGUAGAUAUUCUUUUAAAAUGUAAUAUAUAUUUUAAAAAUA